AUGUCGGCCAUAGGUCAUUGUGCGCUCGUGUCGGAGAGGACAUCUCACCCACUCGCACGCAUGCGAGAGCUUUCGUCGUACAAAGUACGUACAGGCGUACGCAGAUUGGGCGCCAUCGGCCGUGAGAGUGCGCCCCAACACGCGUGCCUACCAAGAGGGUCGCUCACCCAUGGCCCUCAUGAACGGAAGUACCUUGGCGUCGUCGGCGCGGGUCUGUUUCUUUUCUACCACGCUCGGCGUCGAACCCCAUCCCAGGCCUCGCUUCUACGUAUGUUGGAGACAAGAGGCUAUUUUUGA
Purpureocillium lilacinum is the source of this 297-nucleotide messenger RNA. The record is from RefSeq and is a predicted model, not a curated record. Lineage: Eukaryota; Fungi; Ascomycota; Sordariomycetes; Hypocreales; Ophiocordycipitaceae.